Molecule: messenger RNA, 1371 nt
Organism: Rhinocladiella mackenziei CBS 650.93
Lineage: Eukaryota; Fungi; Ascomycota; Eurotiomycetes; Chaetothyriales; Herpotrichiellaceae
Exons: 1
Coding region: 1-1371 (456 amino acids)
Cellular component (GO): cytoplasm
Molecular function (GO): oxidoreductase activity
Source: RefSeq, a predicted model, not a curated record
AUGUCCCUUCCUCACCCUAAUCCUAUGCCAUCUUACUGGCUAUCGUUUGCCUCCGAUCUCACAAAGCAUCGGACUACCGAGUCUCUUCCACAAGAGGUGGACGUAGUGAUCAUUGGCUCUGGUUUCGCCGGUGCAGCGGCUGCCUAUCAUAUCUUGGAAAAGGAUGACGGCAACCGACCAUCGACAGUUAUCCUCGAGGCCCGCGAUGUAUGUUCUGGUGCUACAGCGCGGAACGGUGGACAUCUCAAGCCGGACUUAUACAUGAACGCCAUCCGGUCAGAGCAGAUGUUUGGAGUGCGUGUCGCAGAAGAACUCUCAAGAUUUGAGACCCAGCAGGUCAUGGAUGUCAAGAGGCUGGUGGAGAAGGAACGGAUCGACUGUGACUUUGAGCUUACGAGGGCCAUUGACGUUUUUGUGGAUCGUCGCGUCGCAGAACCGACCAUCGCAGCCUUUAGCGACAUGAAGGCCAGAGGUUACCGCUUUCCAGAUGACCUGCAUUUCAUUGCGGAUCCGAAGAAAGCCGAGCAGGUGUCCGGAGUCAAGGGUGCAUUGGCAGCCUUUACCUUCACUGCCGGAUCGAUCUGGCCGUACAAGAUGGUGUCUCACCUUCUCCGUCGCUGCCUGGAGUGGGGUGCCAAUCUCCAGGCCAACACUCCCGUUCUGGAGAUAUCAGAAUCCCCUGCCAGCGCUGGCCGAUGGAUCUUGAACACUCCGCGUGGAGAAAUCCGGGCGAAGAAAGUGGUCAUCGCGGCCAAUGCCUACGUUCCGUUGUUGCUGCCUGAAUUGAGUGACAAGAUCACUCCGGCAAGAGGGAUCGCUUGCAGAAUCGCUGUUCCAGAGCAUGGGAAGAUGGCUCCGCAUCUGAACAAUUCCUACACCAUUCGGUAUGGGCCUCAGGAAUAUGAUUACCUGAUUUCGAGAACCGACGGCAGCAUAAUUGUUGGAGGUGCGAAACAGGCUGUCUUGCUCAAUGAUUCUUACUGGCACAACAAUAUCGAUGACUCCCAACUCAUCCCUGGAGCAGCAAAAUACUUCGACGGGUACAUGCAGCGGAUGUUUCACGGCUGGGAAGACUCUGGCGCCAAAGUCACCGAUGUCUGGACAGGGGUGAUGGGUUAUUCUUCCGACUUGAUGCCUUGGGUUGGGGAGAUCCCCGGGAAACCCAGAGUUUAUAUCACUGCUGGGUUCACCGGCCAUGGCAUGCCGCGAAUUCUUGGGUGCUCUGCCGCGGUUGCAUCAUUAGUUCGUGGCGAUGUGCGAUCCCUGAGCGAGACCCCAAUCCCUCCACCUUAUUGGAUGACCCAAGACCGACUGGAAACGAAGAAGAGUAUGACUUGGGAGUACAUGGCAGGCUCUCGACCUUUGCUAUGA